AGGUAAGUUGCCUCGCACCCCGCAUGAUCGCCGCUCGCGAGAGUGUAGGUACAUAAUCAUUGUGAAUCCUGGAAUUGUAGACAUGAACUACAUCCCCUACCUAUCGUGUUCACUUUCCCCCUGAUCCAUCAGCAUCGUGCAGUGUACCUAUUUAUUAUCACAGACCUACAAUACAACCCCAUAUGGCGAGCCCCGAUCCUGUAAAACAGUUGGACGACCUACUCUCCUCAUCAUCCUUUGUCUUCUUACUCUACUACCGCGGCAACUGGUGCCCCUUUUGCAUAGCCCACAUCAAGGAACUUGUCGCCCUCGCCGGCGAAAUCAAGGCCGCCGGCGGGACUCCCGUAAUCGUCACGGCAGAGGUGCCCGAGCACCUCGAAAAGGCACGGGCGUGGACGGGAUUCACGGACGCCGCUAUCGUCGACCCGGAGAACAUCCUCGCGAAGGAACUGAAGGACCGAGACCUCCUUGAUGUUGCGAUCAGCUCGAGGUGGGGAUACCAGCAUGGGAUGGCGCAGCCUGCGUUGCUGGUGGUAAAGGGAGAUGGGACGGUGUUGCAGCGAUGGGCGAUUGUUCCCGGCUUGAUGAACAUCGGGGGAGCGACUGACAGGCCGGUGCUGAGCGAGGUGUGGGAGAAUGUACAGGCUCAACUCAGAGGAGAGAAGGCCAAGGUGGAUAAUUAUUCUACCACUGGCGCCUUGGAUCUUAUUCGGAAGAAGAUCGUUGGGUAGCUACGGAUAUUACUUGUUUUUUGUGUGAAUAUGUACAGAUAGAUACUGUUAGUCUGAAAGUCUCUCUACUCAAC
Phialemonium atrogriseum is the source of this 805-nucleotide messenger RNA. RefSeq lists its product as uncharacterized. The coding region runs from base 183 to 731 and encodes 182 amino acids. The record is from RefSeq and is a predicted model, not a curated record. Lineage: Eukaryota; Fungi; Ascomycota; Sordariomycetes; Cephalothecales; Cephalothecaceae. The transcript is spliced from 3 exons. Gene Ontology annotation, molecular function: antioxidant activity; oxidoreductase activity.